AUGGAGACAAUAACCACACCCCUUCUCAAUCCACGAUGCAGCGUGCGUGAAUCUCGACCUUUUUUGGUUUUCUUCUUCUUUGAUUUAUUUCCAGAUUUGAAGGAGAUAGCAGACUUGAUCGAUACUGGCUCGUAUACGAAGGAAGUCCGCCGUAUUGCUCGUGCUGUGCGGCUAACUAUUGGUCUCAGGCGAAAACUCACCUCCUCCGUGUUAACUUCUUUCCUCGAUUUCGCUUUGGUUCCAGGAUCCGAACCCCACUCUCGCCUCUCUUCCUUUACUGCCAAGGGUGAUGAACAUGACAUGGAAGUUGAUACGGCUACAUCUGCUACAUCUGCUACAUCUUCUAAGAACCUACCUUCUGAGCUCGAGAUCUACUGCUACUUCAUUGUUCUUCUUUUUCUGAUUGAUCAGAAGAAGUACCCCGAGUUUACUCCUGCUAAACCUUGUUCUUCAGCAAGCAUUGCUCGUCUCAAGAACUUUAACAGAUGAACCAUCGAUGUGAUUGCUUCAAGACUCUAUGUUUACUAUUCCUUGAGCUACGAACUAACUGGCGAUCUUGCUGAAAUCCGCGGGAAUCUUCUUGCCUUGCAUCACUCUGCAACACUACGCCAUGAUGAGUUGGGUCAGGAAACACUUGUAAACCUGUUGCUUCGCAACUACUUCCAUUACAAUUUGUAUGAUCAGGCAGAGAAGCUCAGAUCAAAGGCACCUCCAUUUGAGGCCCAUUCAAACCAGCAGUUCUGUGGGUAUCUCUUCUACCUGGGGAAGAUCCGAACCAUUCAGCUGGAGUACACAGAUGCAAAAGAAAGUCUCCUUCAAGCAGCCAGGAAAGCCCCAGCAGCUCCGGGGUUCAGAAUCCAAUGCAAUAAAUGGGCCAUUCUGGUCCGCUUGCUACUGGGUGAGAUCCCUGAGAGGCCAGUCUUCAUUCAAAAGGGGAUGGAGAAGGCUCUGAGGCCUUAUUUCGAGCUUACCAAUGCGGUGAGGAUUGGGGACUUGGAGCUGUUCAGGACAGUCCAAGAGAAGUUCUCAGAGACAUUUGCUCAAGACCGGACGCACAAUCUCAUCGUAAGACUCCGCCACAACGUCAUCAGGACUGGACUACGCAACAUAAGCAUCUCGUACUCGAGAAUCUCCCUUCCUGACGGAGCAAUCUGACGCGACCAUCGAUCACAAAAACGGGUGCAUGGUCUCAAGAGAAACAGGGGACAUUUACUCCACGAAUGAGCCGCAGACAGCGGUUAACGCGAGAAUUGCUUUCUGCCUCAACAUGCAUAACGAGGCGGUCAGAGCUUUGAGGUUUCUUCCUAAUACCCACAAGGAGAAAAAAAAGCGAUUAAUUUUUUUUAUAUUCAAAAAAAAGAAAAGAAAAAGAGCGAUGGGAAGAGGAGAGAGAGGAAGAGUUGGCUAAGCACAUGGCUGAGGAAGACUAUGAUGACUUUUAGAGAAGGAUAAUAUCUCAGUCUGAGUUUGUUACUCACACAACUUUACUUUCUAAAGUGUUUUACUGGAGGUGUGUUAAGUGUGUUUUAUCCUCCGGAUAAUCAUUGUUCCUUUUUAUUACUUUGGUUUCAGGUUUAGGAAAAUAGAUUUAUAUUUGUCGUUGGUUUCAGAAGAUUGGAAUAUUUUUUCGUUUAAUGGUGUUUCGGGGGGGAGGGGGGAUUCAACGCAUCUUCAGACGGUGGAUCAUUGUUAGAACAUUGGCAUGUGAAAUGUUAUCAUCACUAAGGCUUAUGCA
This is a messenger RNA of Brassica oleracea var. oleracea, 1735 nucleotides long. Its product is annotated as 26S proteasome non-ATPase regulatory subunit 3 homolog A. The record is from RefSeq and is a predicted model, not a curated record. Gene Ontology annotation, cellular component: proteasome regulatory particle, lid subcomplex. Gene Ontology annotation, biological process: ubiquitin-dependent protein catabolic process. Lineage: Eukaryota; Viridiplantae; Streptophyta; Magnoliopsida; Brassicales; Brassicaceae.